Molecule: messenger RNA, 1422 nt
Organism: Fusarium verticillioides 7600
Lineage: Eukaryota; Fungi; Ascomycota; Sordariomycetes; Hypocreales; Nectriaceae
Exons: 3
Coding region: 1-1422 (473 amino acids)
Source: RefSeq, a predicted model, not a curated record
AUGCAUCGUCAAAACUAUACAACAGUCGUCCUUGACUUGGGCGGAGUGCUCCUCAACUACACAUCCAAGAACACAGUCGGUCUGACCUCAACCCAAGUCAAGAGUGCUCUCGACUCGCCAUACUGGCAUGAAUACGAAAGGGGCAAAGUCUCCAGGCAAGAGGCCUAUGAAGAAGUCUCCCAAACCUUCAAGAUUGACUUGGAGACCUGGACAGAGGCCCUAGAACAGAUGAAAGACGGAAUGCAACCAAACAAAGCACUGAUACCUGCCAUCAAAGACUUGAAGACCGCUUAUCCAACAGUCAAAAUCUGCUGCCUGUCCAAUAUCCCAGGACCAGAACUUACUCUCCUCAAGGAUGAGAUUGAGGACUGGGGUAUCAUCGAUCAAUUCAUCGCUUCUUCCGAUUUGCAACGGAGAAAGCCAGAAAUGGGUAUCUACAGCGCCUUCUUGGAGAAGAUACAAGAAUCAGCAUCGAAUUGCAUCUUCAUUGACGACAAAGUCGGCAGCGUUGUCAAUGCGCAAUGCCUAGGAUUAAAAGGCAUCGUUUUUACCACUACAGAGGAGCUGAUAAGAGUUCUCCACAACAUGCUAGGGGAUCCCGCUGCUCGCGCAAAGACGUACUUGAACAAGAAUGCAAAGAAUCUUUUCUGCACGAUGAAUACAGGCAACCUUCAGCCGGAUAACUUCUCUCAGCUGCUCAUCUUGCAUCAUACAGGAGACCGAGACCUUAUCGUGCUGAAGAACGAGGGCGAUACUUGGAAUUACUUCCAUGGUAGUCCUACGUAUGAUGGCACAACAUACCCGGAUGAUCCCGACACGACGUGUUUGGCAAUGACCAUGAUAGAAGAUAUGUCUAUGGAACAAAAGGUCAAAGCGAGGGAUGUGAUAUUAUCAUACGUCAAUCAAGACGGUCUUCCGGAAGCAUGGUUUGAUAAGAACCGCCCGCGAUUCUGCCACUGCGUCUGCGCAAAUGUCUUUCGCUUCUUCACAAUCAACAGUUGGUCCGAUAAACUCCCCGGUGUCUACGAAUAUCUCUGUCGUGUACUAGAGACCAGGUCGUUUCUCCACGGCAGUCGUUAUUACAAGAUUCCAGAUUGGUUUCUAUACAUCCUCUCAGACCUCUGCGCCAGACGUCCAUCCGACUCAAACCUUCAGAGGAUGAGAGAUUUGCUUAUUGAAUGUGUACAGGAGCGCAUGGGAUGCAACGAGGAUGUUCUCGGUGCUGCAAUGAGAGCUUUGAGUGCGCAAUCUCUGGGUUUGAAGAAUAAUAGAGACCUUAAGGUUUUGUUGGAGAGUCAGCAGCUUGAUGGUGGAUGGGAGUUAGCAUGGUUGUGGAGUUACGCGACUAAGCCACUCAAGAUCGGGAGCCGAGGUGUUGUCACUGCUAUGGCCAUGGAUGCGAUUCAGCGGGCAUUGGUCUGA